Molecule: messenger RNA, 1232 nt
Organism: Westerdykella ornata
Lineage: Eukaryota; Fungi; Ascomycota; Dothideomycetes; Pleosporales; Sporormiaceae
Exons: 3
Coding region: 168-1130 (320 amino acids)
Source: RefSeq, a predicted model, not a curated record
CGAAUGACGAAACAUGAGCUUCUGUGGCUCAAAUGUGGCUGAAAGACACGUCAACCGGCUCAACCAGUCCAAACAAUAAAACUGGGGCGCAUUCCACCUUCAACCCCACAUUCGCUCCAUCUCCACGCCUCCUUGCGUUAGGCUAACCUCGCCUUCUCUCGCUAGCCAUGGCGGAGCCCCUGGAGAUUCCGCGUCGCAGCCGCUUUCAGGAAGGCACCAUGAACAGCACCACCAGCAUCCACCCGCCCCCCGCUGAGUUCCGCGACUUCGAGGGAGAGGAUGUAGAUAUGCGGAGUUCCCAGAACGAGCCGCCUACUGCUACUACUACGUCGGUCACAGCGCCAGCCCAACACCAGAGCAUCUAUUCACGCUUCUCCCGCGCCGCCGCCUUCCUGUUCCGCGGCUCCACCUUUGCCGGCCUAGGGAAGCGAAAGCGAGAAGAACGCGACGUCGACGGGGACGAGAGAAAGCAGAAAGCAGAGCAUGCCCUCGCCGAAGCAAGGAAGUUGGGUCUGCUUCCCGCUCCAAAGGUGUUUGUCAGACCGCGUGCGCAAGCCCGAGGUGUUGCUAUCGACCCGACAACCGGCACUGCACGUCUAACCCGUACCGUAUCCUCAGCCUCUGUCACCGCGCCUGGAACACCUCGUCCUCGGUCCACUCCAUCCAAAAAGGAUCUUGAGCGACAAGAGCGGCUCCGUAGGAAAAUCUCGAAUAUCGAGCAGGAACUCGCCAACACGCAGCGCAAGCUCAAAGAAGCGUUGGAUCGGACGAGCUAUAGCGCAUCGCAACCGUCCUCUCCGGCCGUCGGUGUCAAGAAGCGCAAGAUUAGCGACGACGCUGAGAACCACGAUGAUGUGGAUUCGACGUACAGCUCUUUCUCAAGCGACGAGGCUGUGCAGCGGAGCGAUAGCAAGAGGCUGAAGAAGUCGCGCAGUAGCAGGUCGACGUUGAGGAAGAGACACAUGCAGCAUACUCCGACUGAGGAUAUCGUUACUGUUGUCCCGGAUGGAGUCAGCGUGCCGCAGGUCCCUGCUAUUCCGGAGGGUGUCGAUGGGAAACGCGCCGAGGUCGUUGCUGCGAGUAGGAAGAGCGAUGACGGGUACGGCGGCCUGGCUCAUGAAAUUUUCUGAGUGAUGAGGGUUGUGCUACUCACCGAAGCAACUUUAACCAGUCCGGUUCGCUUUGAGAAAGCGUCUUACAAACCACUUCAGAGUGUAUUCAUAGGUUUUGCU